This is a messenger RNA of Hyaena hyaena (striped hyena), 2250 nucleotides long. RefSeq names its product heparin binding growth factor (gene HDGF). The record is from RefSeq and is a predicted model, not a curated record. Gene Ontology annotation, molecular function: double-stranded DNA binding; transcription coregulator activity. The transcript has 6 exons. Gene Ontology annotation, cellular component: nucleus. NCBI's taxonomy places the organism in Eukaryota, Metazoa, Chordata, Mammalia, Carnivora, Hyaenidae. Gene Ontology annotation, biological process: regulation of transcription by RNA polymerase II. The coding region runs from base 206 to 925 and encodes 239 amino acids.
GCACCGCGCCGCCGCAUCCGCGCCCGCCCCGUCCGAGCGGCGCGGGCGCACAGCCGUGGCCGCGCCGGAGCUGGGGCCGGGGGCCGCCAUCGAGGCGGGGGCCGCGCGAGGGCCGGAGCGCAGCGGCGCCGCCACCGCCGCGCGCGCAAACUUGGGCUCACGCUCGCCGGCGCGGCGCGGAGCCCGGGGCGCCCGGAGCCCCGCCAUGUCGCGCUCCAACCGGCAGAAGGAGUACAAGUGCGGGGACCUGGUGUUCGCCAAGAUGAAGGGCUACCCGCACUGGCCGGCCCGGAUUGACGAGAUGCCUGAGGCCGCCGUGAAGUCGACAGCCAACAAGUACCAAGUCUUUUUUUUUGGGACCCAUGAGACGGCAUUCCUGGGCCCCAAAGACCUCUUCCCUUACGAGGAGUCCAAGGAGAAGUUUGGCAAGCCCAACAAGAGGAAAGGGUUCAGCGAGGGGCUGUGGGAGAUCGAGAACAAUCCUACUGUCAAGGCCUCGGGCUACCAGUCCGCCCCGAAGAAGAGCUCUGUGGACGAGCCCGAGGCCGAGCCCGAGCCCACGGAGGGGGACGGCGACAAGAAGGGCAGUGCAGAGGGCAGCAGCGACGAGGAAGGGAAGCUGGUCAUCGACGAGCCGGCCAAGGAGAAGAACGAGAAGGGGGCGCUGAAGAGGAGAGCAGGGGACCUGCUGGAGGACUCCCCAAAACGUCCCAAGGAGACAGAAGACCCCGAAGGGGAGGAGAAGGAAGUAGCCCCCUUGGAGGCUGAGAGGCCCCCCCCUGCAGAGGUGGAGAAGAACAGCACCCCCUCUGAGCCCGGCUCUGGCCGGGGGCUUCCUCAGGAGGAAGAUGAGGAGUUAGAGGAGGAAGAGGCUGCCAAGGAAGAUGCUGAGGCCCCAGGCGUCAGAGAUCGUGAGAGCCUGUAGCCACCAAUGUUUCAAGAGGAGCCCCUGCCCCAAUCCUGCUGCUGUCUGGGUGCUACUGGGGAAACUGGCCAUGGCCUGCAAACUGGGAACCCCACCCCGCUCUCCUCUGCCACUUACUCUCCCCACUCCAAGCCCAGCCCCUGGAGAUUGACCUGGACGGGGCAGGCCACCUGGCCCUCACCUCCAGAUCCCCACACCCCUGCGAUCUGAGUCAGGGCCAUGCCUUCUGCUUUGUGGGCUGCGAUGAGGCCACUGUGUCCCUCCCUGUUGGGAGCUGUUUCCCAGGGUAUCUCUUGGGGUCUGGAGUUGUGUUUCCACCUCCUGACACCUCUUCUCUGCCCCACCCCCCCAGCCCCAGCAUUCUGGACCUCUGGAUUAGCUGGCAUGGGGGGGGGGGGGGAGACUGGAAGGGAUGGAGAGUAAACAGCAGGGUAGGCUCCUGGGCCUGAGAAGGGCGAUCUUCAAGUUGGGGUCGGGGGCGGGCAGGAAGAUGGCAUCGUCUCAAGUUCCUGUCCCUUUUUCCCGGACCUGUCCUCUCAGUCACCUAGAUUCAGGGAAAGUGGGACAGCCGGGGGGGGGGGGGCUCUCUUCCAUAAACCCUUGAUGAUUGACAACAUCUAUUCUUCCUUUGGCCCCCCGGAGUUCUGGGAGUUGUAGUUGAUCCUCAGAUGCUCUGGGGGCCUCCGAGUUGUUUGGGCCAAGGACCUGAGACCCGGAGGGUUGGCUUCACCCGGCUAGGGUGGCAGUGUUGAGCAUCUGCCCGCCUCGGGUCUCUGGCCAGAGAUGGGGUGCCCUGGGGAGACCCCCACCCUCCUCUCCCUCUCCCCACAGUGCUCAAGGCCAGCCUACAGUCACGUGUGUCACCCAGACAUAAAGGAAAAGACACAUUUUUUAGGAAAUGUUUUUAAUAAAAGAAAAUUAACAAAAAAAAUUUUAAAGCCCCCCCCAUCCCUUUGUGUGCCACCCCCUCCCCGCUCCUUCCCCUCUCUUGCCCCCGUUUCUGAGGUGCACUGGGAGGCUCCCCGUCUAUUGGGGUUUGAUGACUUUUCUUUUCGUAGCUGGGGCUUUGGUGUUCCUUCUGGUGUCCGUUCCCAUCACGUCCCUCACCUGGUCUCCUCAGCGUUGUCACCAGAUCCGAAGCCCACUGGGAGGACAGGGGAGUAGGUGCCCUUGCCCAGCCUCCGCAGCGGCCUCUCUCCCUUCUCCUGUCUCCCCCCUCUCCCUCGGGCUCUGAUGAAAAAUUGCUGACUGUAGCUUUGGGACUUUAGCUCUGAGAACCGUAGACGAUUUCAGUUCUAGGAAAAUAAAACCCGUUGAUUACUACA